Talpa occidentalis (Iberian mole) is the source of this 2394-nucleotide messenger RNA. RefSeq names its product bleomycin hydrolase (gene BLMH). Gene Ontology annotation, cellular component: cytoplasm. Gene Ontology annotation, molecular function: cysteine-type aminopeptidase activity. Gene Ontology annotation, biological process: proteolysis; response to toxic substance; L-homocysteine catabolic process. Bases 189 to 1556 code for a protein of 455 amino acids. The record is from RefSeq and is a predicted model, not a curated record. NCBI's taxonomy places the organism in Eukaryota, Metazoa, Chordata, Mammalia, Eulipotyphla, Talpidae. The transcript has 12 exons.
UUUUGUCCCUCCGCGGACCCCGUUUGUCUUGGCCUCGGCCCUCCGCCGCCGCCGAACCGGUUUCCUCUUUCCGGCGCUCCGGGUGAGAGAGGCAAGUUGGGCCGCCUGGACAGCGACCCAUAGAGCAUCUUCGGCGCUCACCUGAGGACCCGAAAACUACCUUUCUCCCGCCGGGCUGCGUGGGCACCAUGAACAGCGCGGGACUGAAUUCGGAGAAGGUAGCGGCUGUGAUUCAGAAACUGAACUCCGACCCUCAGUUCGUGCUUGCCCAGAACGUGGGGACCACCCACGACUUGCUGGACAUCUGUCUGAAGAGAGCCACGGUACAGGGGGCCCAGCAUGUGUUCCAGCACGUUGUACCUCAGGAAGGCAAGCCGGUCACCAACCAGAAGGCCUCAGGGCGAUGCUGGAUAUUUUCUUGUUUGAAUGUCAUGAGACUUCCAUUCAUGAAAAAAUUAAAUAUUGAAGAAUUUGAGUUUAGUCAAUCUUACCUCUUUUUCUGGGACAAGGUUGAACGCUGCUAUUUCUUCUUGAAUGCUUUUGUGGAUACAGCUCAGAAAAAGGAACCUGAGGAUGGUAGGCUGGUACAGUAUUUGCUUAUGAAUCCAGCAAAUGAUGGUGGACAGUGGGACAUGCUUGUCAAUAUUGUUGAAAAAUAUGGUGUUAUCCCUAAGAAGUGCUUCCCUGAAUCUUAUACAACAGAAGCAACCAGAAGGAUGAAUGAUAUUCUAAAUCAUAAGAUGAGAGAAUUCUGUAUACGAUUACGGAACCUGGUACAGAGUGGAGCAACCAAAGGAGAAAUCUCUGCCACACAGGAUGCCAUGAUGGAGGAGAUAUUCCGAGUGGUGUGCAUCUGCCUAGGAAAUCCACCAGAGACAUUCACCUGGGAGUAUCGAGACAAAGAUAAAAAUUAUCAGAAGAUUGGCCCCAUAACACCCUUGGAAUUUUAUAAGGAACAUGUCAAGCCACUAUUCAAUAUGGAAGAUAAGAUUUGUUUAGUGAAUGACCCUCGACCCCAACACAAGUACAACAGACUUUACACAGUGGAAUACCUAAGCAAUAUGGUUGGAGGGAGAAAAACUCUUUAUAACAACCAGCCCAUUGACUUCUUGAAAAAGAUGGUUGCUGCCUCCAUCAAAGAUGGAGAGGCUGUGUGGUUUGGCUGUGAUGUUGGAAAACACUUCAAUGGCAAGUUGGGUCUCAGUGACAUGAAUGUUUAUGACCAUGAGUUAGUGUUUGGUGUCUCCUUGAAGAACAUGAGUAAAGCCGAGAGGUUGACUUUUGGUGAGUCACUUAUGACCCACGCCAUGACCUUCACUGCUGUCUCAGAGAAGGAUGAUCAGGAAGGUACAUUUGUGAAAUGGAGAGUGGAGAAUUCAUGGGGUGAAGACCAUGGCCACAAAGGUUACCUGUGCAUGACAGAUGAGUGGUUCUCGGAAUAUGUCUACGAAGUAGUGGUGGACAGGAAGCAUGUCCCUGAAGAGGUGCUAGCUGUGUUAGAGCAGGAGCCCAUAGUCCUGCCAGCCUGGGACCCCAUGGGGGCUUUGGCUGAGUGAUAGUGCCUCCAGCUCUUUCCUCCUCCCAUGGGACCUGAAGUAGCUGCAAAGGACAGAUCCAGGGACUGAAGCCAAAGUUACACAGGUGACUCUGUGUCAACCAGAACACAGUCAGACUCUAGGAUUUCUCCUCCAGGGACCUCUUUGGGGAAGUGUGCUUUAUGCGGAAACAAAAUAUUCUUAAAGGGAAAAAAAAAAGGGAAAGAUCAGGUCAUGCUAUCUACUCUCCUCAUCUCUUACAGCUCAGGAUCUCUUAGCAUUUUCAUCAGAUGUAAUUGUUUCUCUUAACUUUGUACAAAAGGUUUGGUCCAUUGUUUUAAUAAGAUAGGAGAGGAUGAGCAAUUGAGGUGUGUGGAAAGAAAAUGGACCUAAUGCUCCUUGUUCCUAGACUAGAAUGGGGGGAGGGUUACCCUAAGAUUUGGGCUCUUCAAGCUGCAUGCUGCCUGACAGUAUCACUGUCUUUCCUAGAUGGCAGUCACUGAAUUCAGUUUUUUCAAGGUAAUUUCAUGUGCCUCUAAUAGCCCAGAAAUGGGAGGUUGAUCAAGUCUGACAUGAUUCCUUCCUAUUGUUCUGAACUGUGGGGGAUCACAGCUGUACUUGAGUCAGGGUUAAGUAGAGGCUUAGAGAAAGUUGGGUGAGAGAACAACCAAAAUCUUAUCAUGAUCUGAAUUAUAAUCAUUAGGGGGAGCUCUAGCCAAAUGGUUUAACUUCUGCUUCUGGAAUUGGGAAUUGGAUGGGCAAGAAAAGACGAUAUCCAUUCUUUCUGACAACAAGAUGGUGCUGAGAAGCUUUUGAAUAAAACACUUUGCUAAAUGAGAGUGAGUUGGCUUAUUUUAUC